GGCGGCGGAUCUCUAGCAAGCGGCUUUAAGCCAGGAAUGAAGAUUUUAGUGAGGCUGUGAACAAGUGAAAAAGGUUAACAACUCGUGGCUUCCGUAUUACGGACACACACGCAAUAUGGCGGGCCCUUGGGCCGGCAGCGCCACCGAGGGUCACGUGACAACACUAACUUCCGGCCCCGCGCCUUACGUCCUGCGCUCUGGCGGAGACGUGCGUCCGCGGGCUGAACGCGUUGCCAGGCUCGGUAGCCCCGGCCUGGGGCGACUCAGACCUGGAAGGUCGGCCGCAGGCGCAUGGAGGGUUUCCCAGAGGGGGAGGCGCCCGCAGCGGCGCUGGCCGCCGUGCUGAAGCACAGCUCGGCGUUGCCACCCGAGAGCUCCCAGGUCCGCGGCUACGACUUCAACCGCGGCGUGGAUUACCGCGCACAUAUCCUCGAGGCCUUUGGCACCACCGGCUUCCAGGCAACCAACUUCGGGCGCGCGGUGCAGCAAGUCACGCCCCAGAUCGAGAAGAAGCUGGAGCCGCUGUCACAGGAUGAAGACCAGCAUGCAGACCUGACCCAGAGCCGCCGCCCACUCACUGGCUGCACCAUUUUCCUGGGUUAUACAUCUAACCUCAUCAGUUCGGGCAUCCGUGAGACCAUUCGCUACCUUGUGCAGCAUAACAUGGUGGAUGUAUUGGUGACCACUGCAGGAGGUGUGGAGGAGGAUCUCAUCAAGUGCUUGGCACCCACGUAUCUGGGCGAGUUCAGCCUCAGGGGGAAGGAGCUCCGGGAGAAUGGAAUCAACAGGAUUGGGAACCUGCUGGUUCCCAAUGACAAUUACUGCAAGUUUGAAGACUGGCUGAUGCCCAUUCUGGACCAGAUGGUGCUGGAGCAGAACACAGAGGGUGUGAAGUGGACACCUUCCAAGAUGAUUGCUCGGCUUGGCAAGGAGAUCAACAACCCAGAGUCAGUGUAUUACUGGGCCCAGAAGAACCACAUUCCUGUGCUGAGCCCAGCACUGACAGAUGGCUCACUGGGUGACAUGAUCUUCUUCCAUUCCUACAAGAAUCCUGGCCUAGUCCUGGACAUCAUUGAGGACCUACGGCUCAUCAACACGCAGGCCAUCUUUGCCAAGCGCUCUGGAAUGAUCAUUCUGGGUGGAGGUGUGGUCAAGCACCACAUUGCCAAUGCCAACCUCAUGCGUAACGGGGCUGACUAUGCUGUCUACAUCAACACCGCCCAGGAGUUUGAUGGCUCUGACUCAGGUUCCCGGCCAGAUGAGGCCGUCUCUUGGGGCAAGAUCCAGAUUACAGGGCAGCUGGUCUAG
Sciurus carolinensis (gray squirrel) is the source of this 1308-nucleotide messenger RNA. It is a transcript of the gene Dhps, whose product is annotated as deoxyhypusine synthase. Gene Ontology annotation, cellular component: cytoplasm. Gene Ontology annotation, molecular function: deoxyhypusine synthase activity. Lineage: Eukaryota; Metazoa; Chordata; Mammalia; Rodentia; Sciuridae. Gene Ontology annotation, biological process: peptidyl-hypusine biosynthetic process. The record is from RefSeq and is a predicted model, not a curated record.